AUGGAAAAUAAGACAGGAGGUGAACUGAACCAGACCCAACUUCAGGCCCGAGCAUUGGUAUCUCUAGAAUACCAAGUGGUCACCAUUCUCUUAGUUCUUAUCAUCUGUGGACUGGGCAUCAUAGGCAACAUCAUGGUGGUCCUAGUGGUGAUGAGAACCAAACAUAUGAGGACCCCAACUAACUGUUACCUGGUGAGCCUAGCGGUAGCUGACCUUAUGGUACUGGUGGCUGCAGGUCUCCCCAACAUCACUGACAGUCUCUAUGGUUCCUGGGUCUAUGGCUAUGUAGGAUGUCUCUGUAUUACCUAUCUCCAGUACUUGGGCAUUAAUGCUUCUUCUUGUUCCAUCACAGCAUUUACAAUUGAAAGGUACAUAGCCAUCUGCCACCCCAUCAAGGCCCAGUUCCUCUGUACCUUUUCAAGAGCUAAAAAGAUCAUUAUCUUUGUGUGGGCGUUCACCUCCAUUUAUUGUAUGCUUUGGUUUUUCUUGCUCGAUCUCAAUAUGGUCACUUACAAAGAUGCCACUGUAGUGUCCUGUGGCUACAAAGUAUCUAGGAAUUACUACUCACCCAUUUACCUGAUGGACUUUGGCAUAUUCUAUGUUGUACCAAUGAUUCUGGCCACUGUCCUCUAUGGACUCAUAGCCAGGAUACUAUUCUUGAAUCCCAUUCCUUCAGAUCCUAAAGAGACCUCUAAGGCAUGGAGGAGCGACCCAACUUAUCAGAAAAAGAAUUUGAAUACUAAGACAGCCAGCAGAUGUUUCAAUAGCACCAUUUCUUCACGGAAGCAGGUUACCAAGAUGCUGGCAGUGGUUGUGAUUCUAUUUGCCCUUUUAUGGAUGCCCUACAGGACCCUGGUUGUGGUCAACUCAUUCCUAUCCAGCCCUUUCCAAGAAAAUUGGUUCUUGCUGUUCUGCAGAAUCUGCAUUUACCUCAACAGCGCCAUCAACCCAGUGAUUUACAACCUCAUGUCUCAGAAAUUCCGGGCUGCCUUCAAGAAGCUCUGCAACUGCAAAAAGAAGCCUUUAGAGAAGCCAGUCAACUACAGCGUGGCCCUGAACUACAGUGUCAUCAAAGAGUCUGACCAUUUCAACACAGAGCUUGAAGAUAUCACGGUCACAGAUACUUAUCUGGCUACUACUAAAGUGUCCUUUGAUGAUACGUGCUUGACAUCUGAGGUAACAUUUAGCUGAACUCGAGUCACAGUAUGAAACAUGAUGGACCACAAAGUGGAGGAGACUAUUGGACCAUUAUGAAAGGAGAGGAAAAACUGCCUAAAUGAUUGGUCAUAUGUGAAGUGGACCAGGGAGAGGUUUUCCCUAGGUUCUUUAGUCUCCUUUGACUUGUUGCCCACUUGUCCAGGAGAGGAACUCAGAUCUUUAUCUUGGUAAAAUUAUCAUCCAGAAAAAUGAAGCUCAUCAGAGAAAUACUUAGGUUAGAGCCAAUCAGAGAAAUUUCCUCUUUUUAAUUAGUUGAACCAAUUCACCUUAUUUUUAAGAAUUCAGUAACUGAGUACAGCUUCUAUGAGCUCUGGCCAUCAUUUUACUCAACUUACAAAGACU
Messenger RNA from Trichosurus vulpecula (common brushtail), 1560 nucleotides. RefSeq names its product thyrotropin releasing hormone receptor (gene TRHR). The record is from RefSeq and is a predicted model, not a curated record. NCBI's taxonomy places the organism in Eukaryota, Metazoa, Chordata, Mammalia, Diprotodontia, Phalangeridae. The transcript has 2 exons. Gene Ontology annotation, biological process: phospholipase C-activating G protein-coupled receptor signaling pathway. Gene Ontology annotation, molecular function: thyrotropin-releasing hormone receptor activity. Bases 1 to 1191 code for a protein of 396 amino acids. Gene Ontology annotation, cellular component: membrane.